AUGCAACUGCGUUGUGGAUGGGAUCACUGUGAUUUUACUACAAUUGAUAUAGAUAAGUUUCUAGAGCACGUUCCCGAACAUACUGAGUUGUUGAAAAGAACAAACUUAGACGACAGUGAAGAAGACAGCGAUGUUCAUGUUUGUCAUUGGGUUAACCCGGAAACAAAAUCUGAAUGCGGUGAGCAUUUUGAUCUGACAGAAGAUCUGACCAACCAUAUUAUUACUUCCCACAUAAAAUCAGGUAAAUCAAGUUAUACCUGUCACUGGAAGGAUUGCUGCAGGGGUGAAAAGCCAUUCUCACAAAGACAGAAAAUCAUAAGACAUUUGAACACUCACACAAAGCACAAGCCGUUUGAAUGUGAAAUAUGUCACAAAAAGUUCUCGCUCGAUCUAAUGUUAAAACAGCAUAUGAGAAUACAUACCGGUGAAAAGCCAUACAAGUGCGAUCUUUGUGGCAAAACUUUCAAGACUUCAUCCAGUCUGACAAUACACCUGAGAAUACAUAGCGGUGCCAAACCUAUGGUAUGCAAGAUUUGUGGUAAAAGAUUUAAUGAAUCUUCUAAUCUAAACAAGCACAUGAAGAUACAUUUCAGAAAAUAUAGAUGUGAACUUUGCUUGAAAAGUUUCGAUUCCGAAACAAAAUUUAAACGACACCAAUUAGUGUGCAGGAAAAAAUCAUCUUCCAACUGA
Messenger RNA from Pichia membranifaciens NRRL Y-2026, 690 nucleotides. RefSeq lists its product as hypothetical. The record is from RefSeq and is a predicted model, not a curated record. Bases 1 to 690 code for a protein of 229 amino acids. Gene Ontology annotation, molecular function: RNA polymerase II cis-regulatory region sequence-specific DNA binding; DNA-binding transcription factor activity, RNA polymerase II-specific. The transcript has a single exon. Gene Ontology annotation, biological process: regulation of transcription by RNA polymerase II. Gene Ontology annotation, cellular component: nucleus. Lineage: Eukaryota; Fungi; Ascomycota; Pichiomycetes; Pichiales; Pichiaceae.